AUGCUCGUUGGGAAAGAUGCUGAGCGCUUUUCAGUGAGCAGUCAGGGCUGUGGUGUGUGUGUUUGUGUGUGUGUGUGUGUGUGUGAGAGAGAGAGAGAGAGAGAGAGAGAGAGAGAGAGAGAGAGAGAAGGAAGAGGAGGAGGUAGAGAGACCAAGAGACCCAGAGGUGCUGAAAAUCCAGACAGAGCUGGGAGACAGACUGAGAGCGGGACUGGAGCCCUCGGAGAGCCACUCAAGAUCUUUUGGGGGAGCCCAAUGAAUGUGAACAUGAGGCCUGUCACCGGAGCUGUUCUCAAGACGCUACUUCUGUUAUCUACUCCAAAUUGGAACAGGGUUUUAGCUGGAAAUUCCUACGAUUGUGAUGACCCUCUGGUGUCUGCCUUGUCUCAGGCAUCAUUCAGCAGUUCAUCCGAGCUCUCUAGCAGCUAUGGUCCUGGAUUUGCAAGGCUAAAUCGAAGAGAUGGAGCUGGUGGCUGGUCUCCACUUGUGUCAAACAAAUACCAGUGGUUGCAGAUUGACCUUGGAGAGAGAAUGGAGAUCACCGCUGUGGCCACCCAAGGGGGAUAUGGGAGCUCCAACUGGGUGACCAGCUACCUCCUAAUGUUCAGUGACAGUGGCAGGAACUGGAAACAGUAUCGACAAGAGGACAGUAUCUGGGGAUUUUCAGGAAAUGCAAACGCAGACAGUGUUGUGUACUAUAGACUCCAGCCUUCUAUCAAAGCCAGAUUUCUGCGCUUCAUACCUUUAGAGUGGAACCCCAGGGGCAGAAUUGGAAUGCGAAUCGAGGUGUUUGGAUGUGCAUAUAGAUCAGAGGUGGUUGAUCUUGAUGGGAAAAGUUGCCUUCUCUACAGAUUUGAUGAAAAAUCCCUGAGCCCAAUAAAGGAUAUAAUUUCUUUGAAAUUUAAAACUAUGCAGAGUGAUGGGAUUCUACUCCACCGGCAAGGGCAAAAUGGAGAUCACAUCACGCUGGAAUUAAGAAGAGGAAAACUCUUUUUAGUUAUUAAUUCAGGUGAAGCUAAGCUGCCCUCCACUCACGGCCCGAUCAGUCUCACCCUGGGCAGCCUGCUGGACGACCAGCACUGGCAUUCCGUGCUCAUCCAACGCUUGGGCAAACAAGUCAACUUUACAGUGGAUGAGCACAGGCAUCGUUUCCACGCCCAGGGAGAGUUCAGUUACCUACAUCUCGAUUAUGAGAUCAGCUUUGGAGGGAUUCCAGCACCUGGAAAAUCAGUGUCAUUCCCCCAUAAACAUUUUCAUGGGUGUUUAGAAAAUCUCUAUUAUAAUGGAGUGGAUGUUAUUGAUUUGGCCAAGCAACAGAACCCACAGAUCAUCAUUAUGGGAAAUGUGUUGUUUUCUUGUUCAGAACCACAGUCUGUGCCUGUGACUUUUCUGAGCCCCAGGAGUUACUUAGCACUGCCGGGCCCUUCCGGGGAGGACGAGGUUUCUGCCACUUUUCAAUUUCGAACCUGGAAUAAGGAGGGGCUACUGCUAUUCAGUGAGCUUCAGCUGGUUUCAGGGGGUCUCCUCCUCUUUCUUAAUGAUGGAAAACUUAAGGUGAAUCUCUACCAUCCAGGAAAAUUACCCAGUGACAUCACAGCAGGUGUUGGAUUAAAUGAUGGGCAGUGGCAUUCCAUCUCUUUGUCUGCCAAAAGGAGUUACCUGAGCGUGGUGGUGGAUGGCCAAGUGGCUUCUGCAUCUCCUUCCCUGGGGCCUGAGCAGAUUUAUUCAGGGGGCACCUAUUAUUUUGGAGGUUGUCCUGACAACAGCUUUGGAUCCAAAUGUAAAAGUCCACUUGGUGGGUUUCAGGGAUGUAUGAGACUCAUUUCUAUCGGUCACAAGAUGGUAGAUCUGAUUUCAGUGCAGCAGGAGUCCCUUGGGAACUUCAGCGACCUUCAGAUAGACUCAUGUGGAAUCACAGACAGGUGUUUGCCCAAUUAUUGUGAACACGGUGGUCAAUGUUCCCAGUCCUGGGACACCUUUCACUGCAACUGUACAAACACUGGAUACAGGGGAGCAACUUGCCACAACUCUAUCUAUGAGCAGUCAUGUGAAGCCUAUAAGCAUAGAGGAAGUACUUCAGGAUUUUACUAUAUAGAUGCAGAUGGAAGUGGUCCCCUGGAACCAUUUCUUCUGUAUUGCAAUAUGACUGAAAUUGCGUGGACCAUCAUCCAGCACAAUGGCUCCGAUGUAACAAGAGUCCGCAGUACCAAUCCAGAGAACCCCUAUGCUGGGUUUUUCGAAUACGUGGCCAGCAUGGAGCAACUGCAGGCCACAGUUAACCGUGCGGAGCACUGUGAACAGGAGCUGACCUACUACUGCAAGAAGUCACGACUUGUAAAUAAGGAAGAUGGAACCCCUCUGAGCUGGUGGGUUGGAAGAACCAAUGAAACACAAACUUACUGGGGAGGUUCUUUACCUGAUCCUCAAAAAUGUACUUGUGGAUUAGAGGGGAACUGCAUUGAUUCUCAGUAUUAUUGCAACUGUGAUGCUGACCGGAAUGAAUGGACCAAUGACACUGGACUCCUCUCUUAUAAAGAACAUCUGCCAGUAACUAAGAUUGUGAUCACAGACACCAGCCGACCGCAUUCAGCAGCAGCCUAUAAACUAGGACCUCUGCUCUGCCGGGGAGACAGGUUAUUUUGGAAUUCAGCUUCAUUCAAUACUGAGGCUUCAUACCUUCAUUUUCCCACUUUCCACGGAGAACUUAGUGCAGACGUGUCUUUCUUUUUUAAGACAACAGCUUCAUCUGGGGUAUUUUUAGAGAACCUGGGGAUUACUGAUUUUAUACGGAUAGAGCUACGCUCUCCUGCAGUCGUGACAUUUUCAUUCGAUGUGGGGAAUGGGCCUUUUGAAAUCUCGGUGCAGUCACCCACUCACUUUAGCGACAACCAGUGGCACCACGUUAGGGUUGAGAGGAACACGAAAGAGGCAUCUGUUCAAGUGGAUCAGCUUUCACCAAGGACGCAGCCUGCUCCGGCUGAUGGGCAUGUCCUCCUACAGCUCAACAGUCAGCUCUUUGUGGGUGGAACGGCCACCCGACAGAGGGGCUUUCUGGGAUGCAUUCGGUCUCUGCAGUUGAACGGAAUGGCCCUGGACCUGGAAGAAAGAGCCAAGGUGACUCCCGGAGUGGAGCCGGGCUGCAGAGGGCACUGCAGCAGCUACGGGAAGUUGUGCCACAACGGCGGGAAGUGCAGGGAAAAGCCCAGCGGGUUCUCCUGUGACUGCACCUCCUCUGCAUACGCAGGGCCGUUCUGCUCAGACGAGAUUUCUGCCUAUUUUGGAUCUGGCUCAUCUGUGAUUUACAAUUUUCAAGAAAAUUACUCCCUAAGUAAAAAUUCCAGCUCCCACGUGGCUUCAUUUCACGGUGACAUGAGGCUAAGCAGGGAAACGAUCAAGUUUAGCUUCCGCACCACACGGACCCCGAGCUUGCUGCUCUACGUCAACUCCUUUUAUAAAGAAUACCUUUCAGUUAUCAUUGCCAAAAAUGGUGAGUGCUGUUCAGGCGAGAGAAAACUGG
This is a messenger RNA of Lipotes vexillifer (Yangtze River dolphin), 3517 nucleotides long. RefSeq names its product contactin-associated protein-like 4. The transcript is spliced from 19 exons. The annotation marks the transcript as partial. Lineage: Eukaryota; Metazoa; Chordata; Mammalia; Artiodactyla; Lipotidae. The record is from RefSeq and is a predicted model, not a curated record.